CGUGGAAAUGAAAGCCUUCGGCUAGUCGCUGCUGCGAUUUGACGAACUUUACUAGCGCGCAAUACCACGAUCACCAGUGCGUAGACAACUCGUGCGUUGUUAAAAAAAAACUUCUUGUGCUGCUUGUAAAACCACAAAGGCAACCAUGGCUUCCAUUCAGCUAGUUUUAUUAAUCGUCAGUGCGUUCGCUGUUUUUAGAUCAGGCGAGGCAUUAAGAUGUUGGACAUGCUCGGCCGACAUGGGCGCACCUUGCGCUGAUUAUUUCAACACCACGCAGUAUCGUCCGUAUACCGGCUCAAACUACUACCAGCCCUACGGUGGCGGCAGUGUUGGAAACCAAAUCGCCUUGCAGGAUUGUGAACAACAGGGUGGUAAUAUUCCUCUUCGCAAUCAACGCGCCGUAUGCAUGAAAAAGAAGCAAACUACUUUCGGCCGUACGACUUACAUCCGCCAAUGUCGUUUCCUCCACUACGAUGAGAAGGUAGGCGCUUGCCCAACAGAAACCACUGGCAGCUCGACCACCGUCGACUUCUGCGAGUAUUGCGACUACGACGGUUGCAAUGGCGCCACGACAAUGCGCAAUUCCUUCCUGCUCGCUGCCGUCCUACCUCUCGUUGGCAUGCUGCUGCUGAGGAAGUAACUCCUGCACGCCGCCGCGUGCAUCUAAUUAUCUAAUCGAUUAAGUUCGUGUUUGUUAUAGCUAUUAAUAUGUUUUAUUUUUCUCAGUACAAAGUGCAUCUCACGCGAAAUUGACGAAAUUCACCUCCUUUUUUUUUGUGUUUUUGUAUGAAAGUCUUGCUCGAGUUUUGUAAAUAUAAUUUGACGAACAAAAAGCGAAGUAAAGCAGUAAAUAAUAGUAAAUUUAAAUAAAUAGGAAAGCGUUUUAAUUA
This is a messenger RNA of Dalotia coriaria, 890 nucleotides long. RefSeq names its product UPAR/Ly6 domain-containing protein crok-like. Bases 146 to 640 code for a protein of 164 amino acids. The transcript has 3 exons. Gene Ontology annotation, biological process: sleep; regulation of synaptic transmission, cholinergic; positive regulation of voltage-gated potassium channel activity. The record is from RefSeq and is a predicted model, not a curated record. Lineage: Eukaryota; Metazoa; Arthropoda; Insecta; Coleoptera; Staphylinidae.